AUGGCGUCACUCUUAACCCUCUCCCUGGCCAUCCUGGCCCUCACUGGAACCGCUCUGGGUGGCAAGCACCCGAAGAAGCGCCAUAAUGUUGUGCUCAUCAUGUCUGACGACCAGGACCGUCAACUCGGGUCUCUCAACUACAUGCCGGCCUUGCAGAGAGACAUGAUUGCCAAAGGUGUCGAGUUCUCCAACCAUUUUGCCACUGUCAGCAACUGUUGCCCAUCACGGGCCAGCUUGCUGAGAGGCCAAGCUGCUCACUCGACUAACAUUACCCACGUCCGGCCUCCUGGUGGUAAUUACGACAAGUGGCGCCUUGCUGGGGAGGAUCUCAAUUACCUCCCUCACUGGAUCAAAGAGGCUGGAUACAGGGCAGAAUAUGUUGGCAAGUUCCUCAACGGUUACAGCACGGCCAAUUACCACAUUGCCCCCAAGGGCUGGGACCAUGUCGACAGUCUGUUGGAACCGUACAUCAAUGACUACAACAAUGUCGUAAUGUCUCGAAAUGGAGAGCGACCGGUCCAAUACCGGGGAUUCCACUCCACAGAUGUCAUCCGGAUCAAGGCACUUGAUCGCUUGCAACACCUUCUGUCCGAGGGAGGCCCUUUCUUUUUAGCUAUCACGCCUUACGCACCUCACGUGGCGGGCCAAAAGCCCCCAACUCCCCAAGCCCGCCAUGAAGACCUAUUCCCAGAUCUCAAGACACCUCGAUUUGCCAAUUGGAACCCUCCGGAUGAUAUCCAAAAUGGGAAGAGCGUCUUUUUGAAAGACAUGGAGAGGAUGAACAGCUCAACCAUCAAAUUUGCUGAUAAUCUCUUCCGCCGGCGUAUUCAGUCUAUUCAGGGAGUGGAUGAGAUCAUUGAAGAUGUGGUAAAGAUGCUCAAAGCCAAAGGAGAGUUGGAUAACACAUUCAUCAUCUUCACCGCCGAUAACGGCUAUCACAUUGGCGCUCAUCGACUUCCUGGCGGCAAGGCUUUACCCUAUGUUCAAGAUGCCAACCUUCCGCUGGUUGUACGUGGACCAGGAAUGCCCCACAAUGUCAAGUCAAAAGCCGCCAGCGCCCAUCUGGACUUUGCUCCCACCUUCUUGGAGAUAAUGGGGCUGGACGAAGACAAGUGGCCUGAGCUUCUAGAUGGACGGAGUCUUCUAAAGGAAUGGCAAGAUCCUGUACCAUCGGUCAAGCCGCCCGUUGGUAGUGCCAAGGAAAUACUUAACAUUGAGUUCUGGGGUGACAAGAUCAUUGAGAUACCCGGCUUCGAGGGUGUGCUCUUGGCUAACAAUAGCUACAAAUCACUACGCAUUGUGUCGGAAGAGUCAUCUUGGAUGUUUGUGUCGUGGUGCACCAACGAGAUAGAGCUCUACAACACGAAGAAUGACCCAUGGGAAAUCAAAAACCUCGCUCGCGGUGCUAUCAAGCCCGAGUACCGACGGCUACUCGACAGACUCAAUGCCAUCCUUUUGGUGACAAAGUCAUGUCAAGGCAAUAGCUGUCGCGAUCCAUGGUCUGUCCUGCAACCUCCCAAUGCCUCCUCCGCCAAACCUAUUGGGUCCCUCACGACCGCCAUGAACCCAAAGUACGACAAGUUCUUCUCAAGCCUUCCCAAGGUCCACUUCAACGAGUGCAUGAAGUAUCAGAGUGAGGACAAUGAGAAACCUUUCUAUCCUCCAGGAGCUGAAAAUGGACUGGGGAAGGCCUUCCGUCUUGCCACUGAUAAUUGGGUAACAUCCACCUUCAGUGCCGCAUCAGUCGCGCCCAACGCGGUGCCGGCUGGUGGAGCUGAGCAGCGGCAUGCGACCCUGAAGCAGUUGAUGGUAGAUACACACAUGUUGUCCGAUGCAGAGCUGGGCAAUGUGAUACCUCGAGAGUGA
Molecule: messenger RNA, 1866 nt
Organism: Ilyonectria robusta
Lineage: Eukaryota; Fungi; Ascomycota; Sordariomycetes; Hypocreales; Nectriaceae
Product: arylsulfatase
Exons: 7
Coding region: 1-1866 (621 amino acids)
Biological process (GO): glycosaminoglycan metabolic process
Molecular function (GO): glycosaminoglycan binding; N-acetylglucosamine-6-sulfatase activity
Source: RefSeq, a predicted model, not a curated record